Messenger RNA from Cydia fagiglandana, 2763 nucleotides. RefSeq lists its product as uncharacterized. NCBI's taxonomy places the organism in Eukaryota, Metazoa, Arthropoda, Insecta, Lepidoptera, Tortricidae. The transcript is spliced from 13 exons. The coding region runs from base 5 to 2701 and encodes 898 amino acids. The record is from RefSeq and is a predicted model, not a curated record. Gene Ontology annotation, biological process: lipid catabolic process. Gene Ontology annotation, molecular function: lipase activity.
GAACAUGCGUACCGCCAUAGUGCUCAUUGCUUUUGCGGCUUUCGCUUCGGCGGUGCCCGUGCUGCCCGUGCCUGAAGAGCAGAAUGACUUCGAGUACCCGAGGUUCGUCCAGUUUCCCGACGGCUACGGCGUUCCUCACACGGUGGACCUGCAGGAGGAGGUAGACCACAACCUGCUCGAAGAGGUGCAGAGGAACCCGAACAAUAACCUGUAUCUACUCUUUACCAGACGGAACCCACUUGCCUCGCAAACGCUGGUCAUCAACGACAGGAACUCGGUCCUGAACUCCAACUUCAACCCCAGUCACCCCACUGUGGUCAUCGCGCACGGAUGGCUCAGUAACCAGAACUCAGACCUCAACCCCGUUAUCAGAAACGCUUACCUUAACAAAGGCGACGCCAACGUCAUCGUUCUGGACUGGCGCCGCCUCGCCAUCGGCGGUUACGUGACAGCUGUUAGCGGGGUCCCCGCGGUCGGUCGCGGCCUCGGCCAGUUCCUGCGAUUCGUCCACGAGACCACUGGCGCGCCGUACAGCUCUAUGCAUCUCGUUGGAUUCAGCCUGGGAGCCCAUCUGGUCGGCAACGCAGGAAGAGAGCUGGGAGGUGCUGUUGCUCGUGUCACUGGUCUAGACCCUGCCGGUCCCCUAUGGAAUUUGAACAGCAACCGUCUGGGUCCCAACGACGGCGUGUACGUGGAGGCGAUUCACACUGAUGGCGGCUAUACUGUUGGCGGUCUUGGCAUCGGGACGGCGAUCGCCAAUGCUGACUUCUUCCCCAACGGCGGUAUUUCUCAGCCUCGGUGCCUCACCAACAUCUGCAACCACAACCGCGCUUGGGAGUUAUUUGCUGCCACUGUGUCGUACAACCACCUUAUCGGACAAGAGUGCACAUCCAACUUGCAGAUCACUUUCAACACCUGUAGAGGACAAUCUCUUCAUAUGGGCAAUGAUGAUUUGACGAAGCGAGGACAAUAUGCAUAUCAACCGGGGCGCUCCACGGUGCACGCGGCGCGCGAUGUGAUCACGCGAGUGCUGACGCACCUCGAGUGCAGGCGACAAGUUGCAGCUAUAUUCUGCGACUUGUCGCGUGCAUUCGAAAUGGUCGACCACUCACUGCUCGUAAAAAAAUUGGAGUGCUACGGUGUUGAAAGCAGUCUUCUCCAAACAAUAGCAUCAUUUCUACGUCUCACGUGGUCGCCCCAUAUAGAUGCCAUCUGCGGCAAGCUAAGCUCAGCUUCUUAUGCGCUAUCGAGGCUAGCUCCUACCCUAUCCGCUGAUAACAUUAAAAAGGCUUACUACGGCUACUUCCACUCCAUCCUGAUAUAUGGCAUCGACCUGUGGGCAACAGCGGCUGAUCGUGAAAAGGUGUUUAACAUCCAAAAGCGCGCCGUUCGAAUAAUUGCUAACAAACCGCACGAUCAUCCCGCUCGGAGCCUAUUCAAAGAGCUGAAAAUACUUACCCUACCUAGCGUAUUCAUUCUUGAAGCCUGUCUACACGUCCGGUACAACCUCGGGUCGUAUCCAACUCGCGCCCAGCACCAUGCCCCCGGCAGGAGCACGCGCGGCCAGCACCUUCUAGUCGUGCCGUUGCGGAUGCUAGCUAAGGAUAAGAUAUGGAAUCAGAAAAGAUUACCUCCCCGCAAGUAUAAAAUGUUGUCUUCGUAUCGGGUGAUAUACUCAGUCGUUCAUCUGGCAGAACUGAAAAUGCAUACCUCCAUUGUGCUCCUUGCUUUAGCCGCCUUCGCCUCGGCGGUGCCCGUGCCUAAAGAGCAAGCUGACUUCGAGUACCCGAGGUUCGUCCAGUUUCCCGACGGCGAAGGCGUUCCUCACACGGUGGACCUGCAGGAGGAGGUCGACCACAACCUCCUCGAAGAGGUGCAGAGGAACCCGGACAAUAAUCUAUACCUACUCUUUACCAGACGGAACCCACUUACCUCGCAAACGCUGGUCAUCAACGACAGGAACUCGGUCCUGAACUCCAACUUCAACCCCAGCCACCCCACUGUGGUCAUCGCGCACGGAUGGCUCAGCAACCAGAACACAGACCUCAACCCCGUUAUCAGAAACGCUUACCUCAACAAAGGCGACGCCAACGUCAUCGUUCUGGACUGGCGCCGCCUCGCCAUCGGCGGUUACGUGACGGCUGUAAGCGGCGUCCCCGCGGUCGGUCGCGGCCUCGGCCAGUUUCUGCGAUUUGUCCACGAGACCACUGGUGCGCCGUACAGCUCUAUGCAUCUCGUUGGAUUCAGCCUGGGAGCUCAUCUGGUCGGCAAUGCAGGAAGAGAGCUGGGAGGAGCUGUUGCCCGUGUAACUGGUCUAGACCCUGCCGGUCCCCUAUGGAAUUUGAACAGCAACCGUCUGGGUCCCAACGACGGCGUGUACGUGGAGGCGAUUCACACUGAUGGCGGCUAUACUGUUGACGGUCUUGGCAUCGGGACGGCGAUUGCCAAUGCUGACUUCUUCCCCAACGGCGGUAUCUCUCAGCCUGCGUGCCUCACCAACAUCUGCAACCACAAUCGAGCUUGGGAGCUGUUUGCUGCCACUGUGUCGUACAACCACCUUAUCGGACAAGAGUGCACAUCCAAUUUGCAGAUCACUUUAAACACAUGCAGAGGACAGUCUCUUCAAAUGGGCAACGAUGAUUUGAGAAAGUGGGGGUCUGGCAUGUACCGGUUGGACACUGCACGAAGAUAUCCCUUCUAAAAUUGGGUUAAGGAUGUGACGAUAAACGAGAUCUGGUUAUGAAAAACCUUGCUGAAACCAAA